Molecule: messenger RNA, 1986 nt
Organism: Wasmannia auropunctata (little fire ant)
Lineage: Eukaryota; Metazoa; Arthropoda; Insecta; Hymenoptera; Formicidae
Gene: Rpn6
Product: 26S proteasome non-ATPase regulatory subunit 11
Exons: 4
Coding region: 488-1759 (423 amino acids)
Biological process (GO): ubiquitin-dependent protein catabolic process
Cellular component (GO): proteasome regulatory particle, lid subcomplex
Molecular function (GO): structural molecule activity
Source: RefSeq, a predicted model, not a curated record
GGAGACUGUCGACGACGGUUUUAACAGUGCUUGGUUUGACUCACGUAGCAGCAUGACACGAGUUUUGCGGUCUCGGGAGUCGGGGAUCUGACGAGCGGUGAGGAGUGACAAGCUGGAAAGCACGAGCCGCGAGCGGAGAGCGAGCGCGCGAGUGAGCGUAUGAUACAUGCACGUACUCGUGCACGCGAGAGAGAGAGAGAGAGAGAGAGAGAGAGAGAGUGCGAGAUUGUGAAGCGUGAGCUCGUGCUCUCGGUAUAGUAUACAGUGUACAGCCAGUACAGACUCUACAGACGCAUCACCACACGACGGAUCGCAGAUCCUCGCUGACUGGCACGUUUUGUUGCGAGACCAAGACCCGCGACAUAUUCCUUUUCCCUUACCGAGUCGCCGAGUCACGGCCAGCGUGUCAAGUGUAACGCGGUAACGUACGCCGUUUGACGAGUUUAGCGUGUUCUUAGCGCGAGGAAGCGGCCGCCAAUCGCUCGAGAUGGCUGGUGCGAUGCUGUUCGAACGGGCCCAGGCUGUUUCGGUGACGAACCGCAGCGAGGGUAUCUCGCUGCUCAACGAGAUCGUCUCGGACCCGAGUAUCGGCGUCGCCGACGAUGACGAGGACAAUAUCCGCGUCAAGGAGCAGGGUAUCCUGCACCUGGGCGAGCUCUACAAGAAGGAGGGCAAGGCGAAAGAACUGGCCGAGCUGAUCAAAGCCACCAGACCGUUCCUCAGUCUUAUUAGUAAAGCAAAGGCCGCCAAGCUCGUGCGGUCCUUGGUCGACUUCUUCCUGGAUCUGGAGGCUGGUAUUGGUAUCGAGGUGCAAUUGUGUAAAGAAUGCAUAGAAUGGGCGAAGGAAGAACGCAGAACGUUUUUAAGGCAAUCGUUAGAAGCCCGCUUAAUAGCCCUUUACUUUGAUACGGGCAUGUUCAGCGAAGCGUUGCAAUUGGGAUCUGCUCUCCUCAAGGAACUCAAAAAACUGGAUGACAAACAGCUAUUAGUAGAGGUUCAAUUGUUAGAGAGCAAGACAUAUCAUGCAUUGAGUAAUUUAGCAAAAGCGAGAGCGGCACUUACCAGCGCCAGGACAACUGCCAACGCGAUUUACUGUCCACCUAAGAUGCAAGCGGCUCUGGAUCUGCAAUCGGGAAUACUACACGCUGCGGACGAACGAGAUUUCAAGACUGCUUACUCUUACUUUUACGAAGCUUUCGAAGGGUAUGACAGUGUUGAAAGUCCCAAGGCGUUGACAGCGCUCAAAUACAUGUUACUCUCUAAAAUCAUGUUGCGCACGCCGGAAGACGUUCAGGCUAUCAUGUCUGGCAAACUGGCGGUGAAAUACGCGGGAUUGGAUCUAGACGCGAUGCGGGCAGUAGCCGAAGCCAGUCAUCGACGAUCGCUCGCGGAUUUUCAGAAGGCGGUUAAGCAAUACCGACAGGAAUUGGAAGACGAUGUAAUUGUACGCGCACAUCUUGGCUCUCUCUAUGACGCUAUGCUGGAGCAAAAUUUAUGUCGUUUAGUCGAACCUUAUUCACGAGUCCAGGUGAGUCAUAUUGCUUCGUGCAUAUCCCUGCCAUUGGCACAAGUAGAAAAGAAACUAUCCCAAAUGAUUUUGGACAAGAAGCUGCGAGGAGUUCUCGACCAAGGAGAAGGUGUUUUAAUUGUUUUCGAAGAUACACCACGCGAUAAGACCUACGAAAUCGCAUUAGACACAAUACACAGCAUGGGGAAAGUCGUCGAUACACUUUACCAGAAAGCCAAGAAACUCACCUAGCCUUAUUUAAUAUGUAUUUAUACAAGAAAAAAUCUAUCGCAAUUAUAACCAUUAAUAAUUAGUUACUCUCAUUAAAUACUGUCGAUUAACUGUAUUUUUUCUCGUAAUUAACGUGAACGGCACACAAGUGUCGCGAACAAAAAGUGCUCAUUUACCAAUAUGUUCGUAUAGGAUCGCUUUUAUUGUAGGAAUUGUUUAAAAAAAAAUGAUAAAACGAAAUAAUCCCA